UUCUUCGAGGUCAAGCCUCUUCUUUCGUGACAGUAUAAGUUUGCGUGCCAUGGUCGUUUUGGAAGAGGAUCGGCACAGCUUCAUCAGCCUUCGGAUCAGCUUCAGCGAACAGCUCUUGUUACAUCAACCGGCUCUUCACAGCGACCGUCAUGGAAGACAAGUCUUCAAACGAAAAACCCUCAUCCAAGGUCCAGCACGAGGUGGCAUUAACUCACCAUGCAUCGGACGUGCAUUUCUCUGCGGACUUAAAAGGGGCGAGAGCCGACAACGAGACAGAGCAUCACCUCACCCUCGCCGAAGUCUGGAGGAACCAUCCAGCCCUGAUUUGGUGUUCAUUCUAUUGGGCAAUGUGCGCUAUUGGCUGGGGUUUCGAUGCUCAGAUCAACGGCGCCAUGAUCUCUGUUGCUGCCUUUCGCCGCGACUUCGGCUACGUAUUCGAAGGCGAACCCGUUCUACCGGCCAGCUGGCAAACCGCGUUCAACAUGGUGUCCUCCGUUGGGAUGUUCUUUGGCGGCUUUCUAUGCAGCUGGAUGGCGGACAAGGUCGGUCGCAAAGGUGCACUGGCGGCAGGUCUCUUGAUUUGUUCAGGUGGCAUCUUCGGUGAGAUGUUUUCCACCGCCAGAGUCGCCUUCCUCAUGUCCAAGCUCAUCAUUGGUUUCGGUCUUGGGUUCUAUUUGACUAUUGGGCCAAUGGCUUGCAGUGAGAUUGCGCCUGUUGUGCUCCGCGGCAUCUCCACUGCGGGCAUCAACUUGGGUAUUGCUGUGGGCCAGCUCCUAUCAAAUGCUGUCGUCAAGGGGUUUGGCGAAUGGACAACACGUUGGGCUUACGCUGCACCUUUCGCUAUACAGCUAUUCUUCGUCGCAUUCCUGGUCUGCGGUUUCGUCUUCGUUCCGGAAUCGCCAUGGUACUUGGUUCGCCGGGGUAAGGAUGAGGAAGCGCUGCAAGCGUUGCAGAAGCUCUGGGGCAAAGACAUGGAUGUCAGAGAUAAACUCGCCGGCCUGAAGGUCACAAUACAGGGGGAGCAAUCCCAGAAAGAGUUGACGUUCACAGACUGCUUCAAGGGGACAAACUUGAAACGAAGCCUCAUCUCCACUGGGGCCUUCGCGUGCCAGCACUUCGUUGGUAUUGUCUUCGUUCUCGGAUACUCGACAUAUUUCUUCCAGCUGGCUGGUCUUGACACGAGCCGCUCGUUCGACCUCGGCGUAGGAGUCACGGCCUGUGGCGUCGCUGGCAACAUCGCGUCGUGGUUCGUUGUUGAUUCUUUCGGACGACGCAAGGUGUUUGUCAGCGGUAUGGGCUGUCUUACCUUUCUCCUCUUGCUAAUCGGAAUUAUGGAUGUCGUACCCUCCUCGGGUGCAAAAUGGGUCCAAGCUUCCUGCACCGUCAUCUACGCCUUCGUCUACUUCAUGACCAUCGGUGCCAUGGCCUUUGUGUUGCUUGGCGAGGUGUCCAGCAUGGGUCUCCGCGCGCACACGACCGCUCUCGCAACCGCAACUCAGGCCGUGCUCGGCGUCAUUAUGAACAUCUCUAUACCAUACAUGGUAAACCCCGACGAAGCGAAUAUGAAGGGCAAGGUCGGGUUCGUGUUUGGUGGGCUCGCAGUUAUAGGAACUGUAGGGUCCUGGCUGUAUGUUCCGGAAUUGAAGGGCAGGACAACGGGCGAGAUCGACAUGUUGUUUGCCAGGGGUGUGCAGCCACGGAAGAUGGGGGAAUAUAAGAUUGAUGAAUUCGCUGGAUGAUUCGGGCGGUUCUUGUUUUCGAGUAUGAGCAGGAGAAAGGUUCGUACUAUGGAUUGAAACUGGAUAGAUGGUUGAAGCGCGGUUCCCCCGUUAGAUCGAAGGAGCUUGUGCCCGAAACCGUCCAAUUUGAUUUCGU
Trematosphaeria pertusa is the source of this 1875-nucleotide messenger RNA. Its product is annotated as general substrate transporter. Gene Ontology annotation, biological process: carbohydrate transport; transmembrane transport. The transcript is spliced from 5 exons. NCBI's taxonomy places the organism in Eukaryota, Fungi, Ascomycota, Dothideomycetes, Pleosporales, Trematosphaeriaceae. Gene Ontology annotation, molecular function: carbohydrate:proton symporter activity. The record is from RefSeq and is a predicted model, not a curated record. Gene Ontology annotation, cellular component: membrane. Bases 150 to 1739 code for a protein of 529 amino acids.